AUGUCUGAACAAGUACCAACUGUUGAAUGCUCAUCUGCAAGUCCACUGGUAGAGAUUGAAGUUGAUGGUAUUACUGGUAUAGAAGAAUUUAAUGCUAUAGAGUGUGAUAGUAAUGAUGGGAAUAAUGAAGUUGAUGGUAUUAUUGGUGGAGAAGAAAACCCAAGUGCCCCUAUAGAUCCCCAAAAAUAUGCAUACCAAAGGAAGCCUAGGAAGAAAACUUCUGCAGUUUGGAAAGAUUUUAAAAUAGUGGAGAAGAAUGGUGUCAAGAAGGCUGAGUGUAACUUUUGCAAAGAUCUCUUGUCUAUUUCUUCAUCAGGUUCUACAACUCACUUUCAUAGGCACUUGACUAGUUGUCUUCCACACAUAGCUGCUUCUAAGAGACAAAAGGUUUUGAUUAUUGACAUGAAGAGUUCUGAAUGUGUGAAUCUUGUAAAAAAUUUCUCGUAUGAUAUGAAAAAGGUAAGAGAACUAGCUUCUCACAUGAUACUUUAUCACGAGUAUCCUUUUUCCAUGAUGGAACAUGUGGUGUUUAAUAAAUUUAUGAGAGCUAAUACUCCUUAUUGGCAAAAAAUAAGUCGUACUACAGCUAGAAAUGAUUGUCAAUCCACUUAUGAGAUUGAGAAAAAGAAGUUGAAGACAAUAUUGAGAGGUGUGAAUAAAGUCAGUAUAACAACCGACAUGUGGACUUCAGGUCAAAAGAUCUCAUAUAUGGUUAUUACCUGUCAUUUUGUUGAUCCUAAUUGGCAUUUACAAAAAAGAGUCUUAAAUUUUUGUAAUGUCCCACCACCACACAACAGGGUUAUUAUUGCUGAUGCUCUUCAAAAGUGUUUCAUUGAUUGGGGAAUUGAGAACAAAGUAUCUACAAUAACAGUGGACAAUGCUAGAUAUAAUGAUGUAGCUUUAAGGGUUCUCAAAGAUGUUUUCAGUUUGAAAAAGAAGUUAUCUAUCGGGGGGCAGCUUUUUCAUGUGCGUUGUUGCGCACAUAUAACAAAUUUAUUGGUCAAAGAUGGACUAAGUGAGAUUGGUGAAAUUGUCGACUGUGUUCGAGAAGGGGUGAAGUACUUGGUUGCAUCAGAAGCUCGUAUCAAGCAGUUUAGUGAUAUUGCAAAACAAUUGCAAUUACCAAGCAAGAAACUUUUUUUGGAUGUUCCUACCAGAUGGAAUAGCACUUAUCUAAUGCUAGCUGUAGCCUUAGAGUUUAGGGAAGUCUUUCCGAGAUAUGGAGAUAGAGAUCAAGGCUUUAAUUAUGUUCCAAGUGUUGAGGAUUGGACCAAAGUGGAAAAUGUCUGUCAAAUUUUGGCAGUUUUUAAUGAGGUUACAAACAUUAUCUCAGGAACUGAGUAUCCAACUACUAACUUAUUCCUUCCUGAGGUAUGGAGAAUAAAAGAGGUGUUGAACAAGAAGUCUCUUGACCUAAAUGAUUACAUACGAGCAAUGGUUGUGAAGAUGAAUACAAAAUUUGAUAAAUAUUGGGGGAAUGUAAUUUGCUUAUGGCAGUGGCUGCUGUUUUGGAUCCAAGAACCCGAAGCCACUAAAAACAUAGACACCAUCUUGAGAAUCUUAUAUGAGCUGUAUGAUGAGUAUGCUGAAGAUUAUAAUUUAGCUAAUGUGGAGUCGAGUGGACAUGAAAAUGCUCGAGACAUAGGUUCUUCUUGUAGUGGCUCUAUCAAUGUUGUGGGGAAGAAUGUGAUGAGUGGCAAGUCUAUAUUUGAAUCAUUCGUUAGAAAGAAUGAUACCAUUCGUCCAGUGAAAUCUGAUUUGGAUGUUUAUUUAGAGGAAUGUGUCUAUAUUUGUAGUGAGGAUUCAGAUUUACAUUUUGAUGCCUUGGAGUGGUGGAAGGUUAAUGAUCUAAAAUACCGCAUUUUAUCUAAGAUGGCACGUGAUAUUUUGUCAAUUCCAAUUACUACAGUGGCUUCAGAAUCUACAUUUAGUGCUGGUGGUAGAGUAAUUGAUCCUUAUCGCGCAUCAAUGUCUGUUGAAACAGUAGAAAUGUUAUUAUUUGGGGCUGACUGGGUUUAG
This is a messenger RNA of Carya illinoinensis, 2019 nucleotides long. RefSeq names its product zinc finger BED domain-containing protein RICESLEEPER 1-like. The transcript is spliced from 2 exons. The record is from RefSeq and is a predicted model, not a curated record. Gene Ontology annotation, molecular function: protein dimerization activity; DNA binding. The coding region runs from base 1 to 2019 and encodes 672 amino acids. NCBI's taxonomy places the organism in Eukaryota, Viridiplantae, Streptophyta, Magnoliopsida, Fagales, Juglandaceae.